AUGAAAAAUCAUAAAACGAAGAAAAUACUAAAUAUAUUUGUGAUGCUUCUUUCUCUUUAUAUUAGAAAGUGCAGAGGAGGAAGCAAUUUUUCUAGUGAAGAAACAACUGAUGAUUCAAUGCAAGGAGGAGGUAAUGUUUCUGGUGAAGAAACAACUGAUGAUUCAAUGCAAGGAGGAAAUAGUGUUUCUAGUGAAGAAACAACUGAUGAUUCAAUGCAAGGAGAAAGUAGAUUAGGUUAUUCUUUUGCUAAUCAAGGUAGGAAUAAUUCUAAUUCGCAGCAGAGCACGCUGCCCUUAGACCCAGUAGAAAGUAUAUUUGAUAAGAGCAAACGUACAAACCAGGUGUCUGUUCUAGAGCAUAUUAUAGAUCCUAGAAUUGAUCAUAUUAAAGUAAAAGAAUCAUGGGAUAAAUUACCACCAGAAAUAGAAGACAUGACAAAACAGUAUUUAUUACCCCAAGAAGACGAAGAAAUAAAUAAACCAAGUGAAAAUACUGGUGACAGAAUAGACAGCGCUAGCAGCCCACAGAGAGCAGAAAAAAGAAAAGCUGAUAAAAUGAGCAACUCGAAUGAUGAAUUAGAUCUAGAUGUAUUAAAAAAGACAAAAAAAGAAUCUGUAGAAAAAAUAAUGAAACAAUAUGGUAUUAUUCGAUGGAACGAGAAAAGAUUCAAAAAUAUAACCCGAGAUAAAUAUAGAAUGAGCUAUACAAUACUAACUGAAACCACAUAUCGAAAAAACCUUCUAAUUAAUGCAGUAAAAAGUAAGACAUAUCAAACAAAUCUUAAAAGAGAAAUUCUGGACUUUGCAAAAAAUAUUUCUCCAUUGGCAAAGCAUGAUAGGCUGUACCACUUUAUUGCAAGCAGAACUACAAACUUAUAUAUGAAGUAUAAAGAUCUUCUAGGAUUGGAGGAGUUGUUUAAACAUAAAGAAAACAAAAAGUAUAUAGAUAUAGUAAAAAAUUUUAGUGGAUACUAUCCUAAAGUAUUCGAAGAUCUAAUAUCUUACAUAGAAAAGCAUAUGCCACUGCGAAUUAAUAAAGACAGGCCUCCAACUGAAUGGAAGAGAAGUUUUGGUGAUAUUUACAUGAGCGAAUAUCUUGAAAUGAACUACAGUAUAGUUGUUAAACAGAAAGUAAUUUCUCAAAUAGACAAGGAGUAUCAUGCACUGGUACAUGCUAUGCACAUGAUUAUAAUGCUGCCUGAAGUGUACAAAGACUUUUCCAAAAUUGAUGAAAAGUUUAUAGAAGAUACACCUGUUUCAAUGAAAAUGGCUGAAAAUAAAAAAAGUCGUGAUAUUUUACUGAUAAUAAAGAAAGUAGUGCAAAUGUACAAAAAAGAAAAAAUAGACAAUAAUGUAUACAAAGACCUAUACACUGCUCUCAAAGACGUGCAAAGAAAAAAAGAGCUGGAAAAAACAACAGCUGUUGAACUAUAUAAAGAAAUAUACACUCUUCUUGGUAAGUUCUACGAAAAAGCAAAAGUAGCUGACGUAAAAAAUAAAUAUAUUCUAGCAGGCAAGUGCAUAAUAAGAAAUCAGAAGUACAUGAAAGGAGAGAUAAAGAUAGAUAUGAAACAAACAGAUGCGAGUAAGAGAAUAUCAAUCCAAGAUUAUUCAUUUGAGGAGGAGAACAGAUGGAAUGUUUCGCCAAUUGUGCAUACACACUACCAUGUGUACUAUAUAGACAAUCUAUUGGGCCAGCCAAGAAAGCUCUGCAUGCCAAUAUUUAAGGGAAAAAAAGAUAAAAAAGAACAUUAUUUACAUACAAUUAGCGACAUAGUAAAGUAUAUAAAGAAGCUAUAUGGAAUAGAAGAGAGUUUAAAUGCUAUACAUCCUUUUAAGGUAAAUAAGAAAGAUAGAAAAUGGUCGCGCAUUGAAGGAAAGGAAAAAGAUAAAACAGUGAAAUACUUUGUAAGAUGUGAAAUAGUAUUCUACUACAGCGAAGAAGACUUAAGCACAAUAGAAUUUACAUUUGCUCAGUUCUUGCCAGGAAAACCUUAUGGUAAAGGUAAAAAAAUCAUUUCCAUUCCACUCUUCCUCAGUCCUCUAAUGCAGCAUGCUAUGGAUUUAGGGCCUUUUAACGAGAAAGAAGGAAAAGAGCACAAAAAGCUAAAAUUUAUGAAUUUUGAAGCUGUAAGUCCUGAUGUAUACGAGUUUAAUAAGAAGUAUAAAAAAAAUAUCUAUUCAGAUAUAGCUAGUUACUAUAGAAAUCUAUGCAUACUUCCUGAUAAAAUAAGUACAGAGUGCUAUAUUAUGGACUGCCAAUUUAUUGAUCAAAAUGAUGGCACUACUAAAGUAGAGUGGUAUGUGAGAGUGCCAGGAGACAUAGACGAGUAUAUGCAUUGUGUGCCAAAUGAAGAAUUCAAGGAAAAAAAUGCAUCAAAAGAGUUUAAUGCCUUUAUUGCAGCAAUAGAGUCAAGAAAUUACAACAAGGGUAGUAUUAUGCAGGGUUUUUGGCUGAGUAACAAUUGCACAGAAUCUAAUAAGUCAAAUAUGCAGUCUUUUUCAAUAAAUAGCUUUCUAACAAGUAGGAGAGCUGAAUAUAGAAAAAAUAGAAGUAUAGAAGAUAUUGAUUUAGAGAUCAUUAGAAAAGAAAAUGAGAAAAAUAAGAUAGAAAUAGAAGAGAAUAACUUAAAACUGUCUAAUACAAAUAGUGAUAAAGAGAACAAGAAGAGAAGUAGAUUAUCAUCCCAAAAAAGUAAGAUAAAAGAGAGCUUAAAAUAUUUAUAUGAAGAGAAACGUAUAAAGAUGUCUAAAAGCCCAAACAACUUAGAAACCGAGAUCGUAGUUUUUCGAAAUUUGAACUUAAGCAAAUCCAACUUAGGAGCACACAAUGAGAUCCUUGAUGUUUUCAUUACAUUAUAUAGACACAAGCGUGGUAAAAAUCAAUAA
Nematocida minor is the source of this 2889-nucleotide messenger RNA. RefSeq lists its product as uncharacterized. NCBI's taxonomy places the organism in Eukaryota, Fungi, Microsporidia. The coding region runs from base 1 to 2889 and encodes 962 amino acids. The transcript has a single exon. The record is from RefSeq and is a predicted model, not a curated record.